UUAGAGAGAGACAGAGAGAGACGGCUUCAAGGGUCCAAGCAGCCGUUUGAGAAGUGCCUCUUUGAACUCGUUUCCAUAGUCUCUCUCUCUCUCUCUCUCUCUCUCUCUCUCUCUCACAGAGAACAACUCUCAGCUCAUCCUUCGUAAUCUUCCUUUGGAGAAAGCAUCACCCAGACUCGUUCUUAGGGAAUAGGGCCCCGUUUUCUCACCCAAAGAUGGAUUUUUUCGUUAGUAUUUUGUGAUAUAGAGCCGAAAAAUCCGCGAUUCCGCUUUUGUUCCGCUUGAGUAUCACCAAUUCGCGUAGAAAAGGGAACCUUUAUUACAAAAUCUCUGUCGGUUUUCUCAAACCUGUAUUAUUUGGGCAUUUCUGGUGUAUUUUUUCUCGUUUUUAUGUUAUUGUUCCCUCAGAAUUUCUUCUACUGUCUGUUUUAGGUAGAAUUUCUAUUUGCUUCUCCUUUUUAAUGAAUCCGUUUGAGAACCAGCUCUUAUUUCUUGGCUACGAAAUUUGUUAAAGUUUUCAAUCUCGAACUUCGGCGUGCCAUAAGAAACGCUUUCUGGCGUUGCCUCGAAUCGAAUUUUUCGAGGUCUCGAGCUUGAAAUCUUGUUAUUUUCUCAAUUAUAACCGAGAAUCUCGGCUCCAAAUCUCUUCUUUCCAUUUCUCCAGCUGGGUGAUCUACUGAAUCUUUUGGUGUGAUCUCAUACUUCGUCCCUCUUCCCUAGCAAAUUCUCCUAGGAGUUGAUCUCGAUUCUAUUUGACAUCCCUAUAUCAAAAUCUUCUCCUCAACUUCGGCCAAGAAACAUCUUUCGAUCUCAUUUGGCCAAAUUUGUCCAACUAUUCUCAACCACUUUCAAAAUCUUUAUAUAGAAUAAUUUUUCCGGCUUUAGUUGUCUUCCUCCCUAGUAAUUUCCAUGGGCAACGGAUUGACUUGCAUACCAAAGGAUGAGAGAGGUGGCGUCGGGUCACGGAGCAAGAGGACCUCAAACUCGAGGUCACAGAGGAAGAUGGUCUCUGAAGAGGAGCUGUUGCACCGCCAGGCCCUGGCGAUGGCAAUCCAGCAGCACCAGCUAUCGCAGCGGUUCAAUGGCUCAAUGUCCCGGAGGAUUGGGUCCGCAAGCUCUCGGCGGUGGGACCUCCCUGAUUCAAUCACAAAUGGGAAACAGGUCCCUGUUUCGCUCGAGAAUCUUGAAACAAAGAAAAUUGUUCUAGUACAUGGGGAAGGAUUUGGAGCUUGGUGCUGGUAUAAGACCAUUUCUUUGUUGGAGGAGGCAGGACUGCAUCCUGUUGCUCUGGAUCUCACAGGGUCUGGGAUAGACCACACAGAUACAAACAGCAUAACAACUUUGGCAGACUACGCAAAGCCGUUAAUUAAUUACCUGCAAGAUCUUCCUGAGAAUGAUAAGGUUAUUUUGGUUGGCCAUAGCUGUGGAGGUGCAAGCAUAUCAUAUGCACUAGAACGUUUCUCCAAAAAGAUCACAAAAGCAGUAUUUCUUAGCGCCACGAUGGUACUGGAUGGACAAAGACCUUUUGAUGUAUUUUCAGGAGAACUAGCAUCUGCUGAUGUUUUCUUGCAAGAGUCACAGUUUCUAGUCUAUAGCAAUGGAAGAGACAAGGCUCCUACUGGCCUUGUGUUGGACAAACAACAAAUUAAAUGUCUAUACUUCAACCAGAGUCCUUCCAAGUUUACAUUACGAUUUUUGAAAAUCAUCAUCAUUCAUUCUGAAGGCCAGAGGUGCCAUCAGGUGCAGGUCGAUUACUAACCACAAGGUCCUUGUGCAAAAAUUUGUUGGCACCUGACUGCUUGUAAGUUGUUAAACCUGCUUCUUGUCAACGUUUAACCUGUUCAGUAUGUAGAUAAAUGCAGUAGCUCUAAAAGCCAACUCUAGGUUUGAGGGACUGCAAGAUGUUUAUUGAGCAUUGACUGAUUGUAAAUAUACUAAGAUCAUUCUUUAAGGUAAUGUAGUGAAAUAUUUAGUACAAGAAUGCUGAAUCAAUAAUUGCUGUGAUGUUCAUUAUAUUAACUGUGACUUCAAGCACCAAGGCAUCAAUGUGGGCAUGAAAGAGGUGGCUAGCCAAGGACAAACAGAGAAAUCUGGUAGUGAGAGAGUAACUGUACAGCGAAUCCAUUUUGAUCAAGCAUAGGAAAAUAAAUAUCACCAGUACACCCAAUAGAUUAUUCCCUUGAAGCUACAGGACUAAUGAUAAAAUGAUGCAACAAAGAAGAAAGGAUGCACUAACAUAAGCUUUCUUGUAAUAUUUGGUUAGCUUCUGAUUCAUAUGCUGCAGUCUAAAAGCCAAAUGUCAUUGCACUGGGUACAACAUCUCUACCCAAACUGAAAUUGCACAAUUCGUUCCAAGGAAUAAAGUACUCUGUGAUGUCCCCAUGCCAAACCAUUCUGAUCACAUGCCCAACCAUGUGCAAAGGCUUAUGGCAAUGAAAAUGGGUCCAUGCCAGCCUGUAUUGGUGCAUGCCAGUGCAUGCCACUGACUGAUCCACAAUCCAGCAAAGGCUAUAUAGGGGUAUAUGACCCUGUACCUAUGCUGGUACCUUAAUGGCAAAAACACAUUCCGUGUGGUAUCACCCAACCUGGUACAGUACCUCAAUCUAUGAUUUGUGCACCAUACAAGCUGAGAUGCAUAACUCAGAUGAAGAAUGCUUAUUAUUACUAAAGCCUUAAUUUCUUCUUUUUAUUCCAAUUUAUACAGCAAUCAUCAUUAAAUUAUUUUAUGCACCUAUAUUAAUUUAUAUAUGCAUGACAGCCGAGUUAACUGUAGUUUCUUAAAUUUAAAGAAGCUCUGUUUCAUGAUGUCACUGUGGAAAAUCGCAGAUGACUAGCUGAAAUCAUCAUCUGCAUGGCUAACUCUAGAUGGCUUUUAAUGUUUUAAUAGUUUUCAGUUUAAUGGAUGUGACUUAU
Phoenix dactylifera (date palm) is the source of this 2913-nucleotide messenger RNA. Its product is annotated as putative methylesterase 12, chloroplastic. The record is from RefSeq and is a predicted model, not a curated record. Gene Ontology annotation, molecular function: methyl indole-3-acetate esterase activity; methyl salicylate esterase activity; methyl jasmonate esterase activity. NCBI's taxonomy places the organism in Eukaryota, Viridiplantae, Streptophyta, Magnoliopsida, Arecales, Arecaceae. Gene Ontology annotation, biological process: jasmonic acid metabolic process; salicylic acid metabolic process.